GUCCUGCAGACUCACCAAACUGUUAUUUUACAGCUGGCCGGAAACUCUUGCACACUUUAUGAGGACGGAGAGAAGCUGCAAGACUAACUUUUCAUCACCUUUCAGCCAAACGGCGUCUUAAAUCUCCCACAAGAAGAAAACAGGAGGGAACAGUAUCAUUUUACAAACAGGUCUGUCCCAUUCAGAAGCUGCAGAAAUUACGCAAGAGAAUCUGAUAUCAAGGUUCAGAGAAAAGCAGAUUUCUUUUUGUGUGUGAAAGAAGAACAACAAGAAGGACAAUGUCCAAACCUAAUUACUCUGGGACGUUUCAUAUGGUGGAGCAGGACAACAUGGACUCAUAUCUGGCAGCUUUAGAUAUUAAUUUUGCUUUGAGGAAGAUUGUGUGCCUACUGAAGCCCACCAAAGAAAUCACCCAUGACCCGGCCACAGGGGCCAUGAAAAUCCGCACCAUCACCACCUUCAAGAACUUCAUCAUGGACUUCAUCAUCGGAGAGGAGUUCACUGAAGACCUGGGGCCUGUGGACGGCCGCACCUGUCAGACUACAGUGAGCUGGGAAGGAGACAAGCUGGUCUGUGUACAGAGAGGAGAGAAAGGAGGACGAGGCUGGACUCACUGGCUGGAAGGAGACAAGCUGCAUCUGGAGAUGAGAGUCGAAGGAAUCGUUGCCAAACAAGUCUUCAAAAAGGCCGUUUGAAGAAAAAUUACCUAGUUUUUGAACAACAACAACAAAAAAUAGUCGGUACGAGAAAAGAAUGGUGUUUGUAGCCUUUUUAUUAUAUUCAGUGACAUUUUAAUCGAAUGUUUUAAUGGUAAUAAUACACAGUAGCAGAACCAAGAUGACUGUAAACAUUCCCAGUUUUUGUUUCUUCAUAUUGCACUGCCUUAUAAACACGUUAUACAUUA
Messenger RNA from Austrofundulus limnaeus, 904 nucleotides. It is a transcript of the gene rbp5, whose product is annotated as retinol binding protein 1a, cellular. The record is from RefSeq and is a predicted model, not a curated record. Lineage: Eukaryota; Metazoa; Chordata; Actinopteri; Cyprinodontiformes; Rivulidae. Gene Ontology annotation, molecular function: lipid binding. Bases 279 to 695 code for a protein of 138 amino acids. The transcript has 4 exons.